UACAAAAUAUCUCGCAUACGUUAGAUAGGUUUAUCACUGAAUACGAUCGACAGUUGCCUAGCCUGCUUCUCGAUGGCGUUUAUCACUAUACAGUAGUAACAAUGAUUUAUCAUUUCUAUCAUUAAUCUGUGAUAAGGAAGAGAAACUUUCUUUGCAAAUGAGAUUGAUUAAAGAAUAUUACAUUAUUUUGUAAUAAUAAAUCCAUAUUGUGUAAGUUCAACUUGGAUCACGAGCUUAGAAGCAACAUUGUUCCCGCACAAGUGCCGAUAUUCAUAGAGACGAACAAUCAAAUCGUGAUACAUAAAAUAACAAGAGCUUUGAUUAAACAGAGAUAAUAAUAAAGUGACUCGAUCUUGAUGUUCUGCUGGACUGACAAUCAUGACGCGACUAAGAGGCAGAGCCUCUUUGAUGAUCAUUGUAAUGAUCAGUUUUACCCUGUUAAUUGUUAUUUAUCAUAUUCUCGGUAAUGAGGUCAAGGAUAUCGAGUCCAAUAAAUUAAAUCCCCGAUUUAAGAUCGAAGAAGUUUAUCCAUUGAGCGAUCUCACGGAGAAUCCUCUUAAUAUUGCCAGGAAGCAGCAAAUAGAGGCUCACAUAAUGGGAAAAUUGAAAAGCGGUGGGGGAAAGUUGUUCAGUGACUUGAAUUAUGAAAGAUCGCACGCAGAAAUGACACCCUUGUUUAAGGGUCAUAAAAUUGUUCAUUUAGAUCUUAAAGGUGGCCCUCCGAAGGCAAGUUAUUAUAAGUACCUGCUACAUUUGCUCAAAAAACUAGGUGCCACUGGUAUACUUAUAGAAUACGAGGAUAUGUUUCCCUUUGAAGGAAUAAUACAAAAUAUCAGUGCAGGUAAUUGCUAUACCAAGCGGGAUAUCGCUAACAUUCAAAAAAUAGCCAGCGAGAACGAGCUUAUGGUCAUACCGUUGAUUCAAACUUUUGGUCAUAUGGAAUUUGUCCUUAAGUUAGAUCAAUAUAAAGACUAUAGAGAGGUCUCUAAGUAUCCUCAAGUUUUAUGUCCCACUUACAACAAAACUUUGCCACUGAUUUAUGAAAUGAUAGACCAAAUAAUAGAGGCACAUCCUGACAUAAAGCACCUACACAUUGGUGCUGAUGAAGUGUAUCAAAUAGGAGAAUGCUCUAGAUGUUUAGACAUGAUGGUUAAAAGACAAUGGGGAAAGAAACAGUUAUUCCUGGAUCAUGUUUCAAAAGUGGCAAAGUAUAUAAAGACCAAGUAUCCAGGACUUACUGUUCUCAUGUGGGAUGAUGAAUUUAGAGAAAUAUCAUCAGAAGAAAUAAUUGACAGAGGCUUGCAUUUAAUGGUAGAGCCUGUUGUUUGGAAGUACACCACUGAUCCUGGAGCGUCGUUGACAGAUCAAUUAUGGGAAAGUUACGCAUCAAUUUGGAAGAAUAUUUGGGUUGCUACUGCCUUUAAAGGUGCCACUGCUCCAGACAGAUAUUACACUGAUAUUGGAUAUCAUAUGGAGAACCAUCAACGUUGGUUAGAAAUCAUUAAUAAAUAUUCUACACAAAUUACAUUUAAAGGUACAAUCUUAACAGGGUGGCAAAGAUACGAUCAUUUCAGCGUGCUUUGUGAACUUCUACCUUCUGCCAUACCCUCGCUUGCUGUAAAUCUAGCCAUUCUGCAAGCUCCAGAUUUAUGUAGAUUCCCAGUAGAAGUACCUACGUCAGUAUUACAAGCACUACAGUGCGAGGGCAUCAUUUCUUUAAGUAUUCCGGAACCUCAAUAUGGUUGGACCAAAUGUAGUUAUCACGGUGUAUCUAUUUAUGCUGCUACAUUGCGGCUGUAUUCUUUGACUCAAGAAGUCAAUAAAAUGGAACAAGAUAACACAUUUAAGGGAUGGUUGAAACCAUACAAUAUAAAAUACUCCUUUUCAAAUCCUAGUUAUGUAGAGAGAGCAGUUGCUGAACUAGAUAGACACAAAAUGGAAAUAAUGUAUAUUGAGAAAGAAAUAAGAACAGCUAUGGAAAGCAUAUAUGACAAUUACACUAUACAAGAGUGGAUAGAAACGUACAUUGCUCCUUUGAAUGAGAAGUUCACUCAACUAUGGGAGGCUAAAGAAAAGAUUCUAGAAAAGAAUGUAUGGCCAAAAAGACCAUUAACAAAACCUGUCUUAUAGUUUAACAAAUUCCGCAUAGUUUACACACCGCAUAAUAAUGAGACUGAAGAUCGCAUUAGGGUAAAAAAAAAAAAAAAAGAAGCAAUGUAUUAAUCGAGAUAUUUAGAAUCUUUGUUUUCUAAAGGGACGAGUAAUCGAUAGCGUAUAAAGUCUACCAAAAUUAUAAUUUUGCACCUUCUACGCCUAACAUGUAGAAUCUUACAGUUAGUUCAAAUGCGUGAUCAAAUUCUAUCGACUGCACCGUCCGUGAAUUAAUAUCGUUCAUUCGAUUACGAUCAAUGAGUUUUUCUUCGUCUAACGAACAUUCGAAUGAAAGUCUUUGAUAACUCGUACACUCGAAAAGUGAACAAUAGUUUUUCAAUUGGCACUUCUGCAAUACGAAUUUAAAUUUUGAACUUGUAUAUAUAAAUAUAUAUAUUAAUAUCGUUCGAAUAAUUAAAAAUGUAUCCUAUUUUGUGAACUCCUGUGCCGUUGAUUCCUAAUGAAACAAACUCGACUAUUUAUUAACAUGUUUUACUGUUUAAUGCUUUCAAUGUACAUUUUACAUGUAUAUUACUCGAAGCCGAUUGUUCUAAGAGUACGCACAUUUUGCGGUCUUACUCAUUCCUAUUUGUUAAAGGACGUGUUCUUCCGUUGUAUGCGUUCCGUUUUGUAUAUUUGUGUUUCCCGUUUUGUACGUGUUUCUCGUUUUGCAUGAUUAGUGCCAUUAAUAAUGAAUUAGAUAUAGAGAAAAACCUGUGAAUCAACAGUUUAUAAAAAUAGAGAUACAUCUGCGACUUCCUUAAUGGACGAAACAAUUUUUCUUCCUCGAUUCUUAAAACGCGAAUAAAAGCUUAUUCGCUCGCUAUCGUGUUUUACUUAAUCUUACGAUAUUCAAAAGCGAUUACGGAGCUUUCUUUAACACGUGAUUUCUUAACGACUAUUCUCAAUAUUGAACAAUCUUUUCACCAACAUUUAUAUAUAACAAAAUCACCGAGAGGACGAUUUGAAUACAAGUUCAUGGCAUGUACUCAAUCAACAGUGUAUGUACAUUACUGUAACGAAUAAUAUUACUAUUAUUGUAAAGGUAUUUUUAACAUUGUUACACAUCGACCCAUAUUAAUAUUAUUACCGCAAGUAGUAAGAUUUUAUCGAUAAAUAAAUCUGUUUUUAAAUCUA
Molecule: messenger RNA, 3288 nt
Organism: Frieseomelitta varia
Lineage: Eukaryota; Metazoa; Arthropoda; Insecta; Hymenoptera; Apidae
Product: hexosaminidase D-like
Exons: 2
Coding region: 379-2130 (583 amino acids)
Biological process (GO): carbohydrate metabolic process
Molecular function (GO): hexosaminidase activity
Source: RefSeq, a predicted model, not a curated record